Molecule: messenger RNA, 871 nt
Organism: Ilex paraguariensis (yerba mate)
Lineage: Eukaryota; Viridiplantae; Streptophyta; Magnoliopsida; Aquifoliales; Aquifoliaceae
Source: the annotation of a GenBank genome assembly
AUGCUCAGAGAUUCUAAUGCUAGCCAGUGUUGUUUGAUUGAGGCCUUGGCAGUUGGUGGCCUUGCUUCUGUAGUUUGGGUUAGCUAUACACUUGCUAGUUUGAUGUCACGGUAUUGCUUGCCCUUGCUGUAUGAUGUCCUUGCUUCAACUGUAAUGAAGAAGGGAGGACUCUCCUCUGGUGAUGUGGCAGCACAAUACAAAUAUAAGAAUGCCAUAGUUGAUGUCAACAUUGAUACAGAAUCAAAUAUCUCAACAACCCUCACUGUCACAGAUGUUCCAGCAUCUACCAAGACCAUUGUUUCAUGUAAAUUGCCUGAAUACAACUCUGGCAAGAUUGAAUUUCAGUAUUUCCAUGAACAUGGGAGUGUCACUACAGCUGUUGGUCUGAACAAGUCUCCAGCUCUUGAUCUUUCAGCAACCAUUGGUACUCCAAGUGUUGCCUUCGGCAGUGAAGCAACCUACUUGGUAUCCUCCGGUAGUUUCACCAAGUAUAAUGCAGGAGUGCGCUUGACUAAGCCCAAUUUCUGUGCAUCCGUGAUUUUGGCAGACAAAGGAGAUGCACUAAGGGCCUCAUAUUUGCACCACCUGGAUCAUCUGAAUAGGGGAGCGGCAGUGGGUGAGAUCACUAGAAAGUUCUCCACAAAUGAUAGCACAUUAACAGUUGGCUGUUCGUAUACUGUUGAUCCUCGGACGGUGGUAAAGGCUAAGCUCAACAACCAUGGCAAUCUUGGGGCUCUAUUACAGCAUGAGCUGAAACCCAAGUCCUUCCUGACAAUCUGUGGAUCUUUUGAUACAAAAGCCAUGGAGAAGAGCCCCAAGUUCGGAUUGGCACUCUCUCUUAAGCCUUGAUUGCCAAUUUAUUGUUAUUUUU